UCUUGAAAAAAUUCUAAUUCUAAGUUAUUCUAGAUAAUGAAUUUUCGGGCGCAGCAAUUGAACGAACUCGUCAAAUUGUCAAACAAGGGUUUGCCGGAUACUAUUUGGAUAAGUGGAAGGCCGUCUUCCGGGAAAUCAUUUAUCGUGGACAAAUUUACUACCACACUUGAACAACCAAAUUUUACUUUUAUCUACAGAGACUGUGUUUCAUUCAAUUCCUUCAAAGAGCUGUUGCAGGAUGUUCACUGUGAACUCAAUUCACCCGUGUCUUGCAAAUUAUCGAUGGCGGAAAUAUAUUCUACUCUGAAGUCCCAACAUAAAAUACUUCUCAUUGUAGAUCAUUGCGAUGCUAUGCUGGAAGAGAGUUCUAACGAACUUCUGAGCUUACCGGACAAAACGAAUCAAAAGGUGUCGAUUUUGAUAAUAAGCAGAUACCAUCCGGACGAUUUUUCCGAUCCACAAACGAGUCUAGCAUAUCACAUACAGCUAGAUAUGUAUUCUGAAACUGAGUGCAAAGCGAUUAUUAUGAAGGAUUUCACAAACUUUAAGUACGACCCAACUUCUCUGAGUUACUUCGUUGGGUCAAUUGUCGGAAUAGUUCACAUGAACAACCCGGAUCUAUUUGUUAUGCGGAAACUGAUUCACAAAAACCUGGAUUUAUUUAUGAAGCCAGCAGUUGAAGGAUCAUGCUCGCCUCAAGAUUUCAGAAGGUUGUGGGCUUUGUUUGAACCGAGUAUUGUGACAAAGACUAAUGAAAUUGGAGGAUAUGGGCAAACUAGAUUGACGUGUUUGGACCCAUACCCACGUGACAAAAUGGCAGACGAGCUGCUACCCUAUGACAGCAAUGUGGUCAUUGUUGCAGCGUAUCUUGCAAGUUACAAUCCGCCCUCCAGUGACGCCAGGUUUUUCGUCAAGCAGCGACAGAAGAAACCGACAACUGUCAAGCCUACUGUCAACAAAAUGUGUCACGUGACUGGACCAAAGCCUUUCGUCUUAGAACGACUCAUCGCCAUAUUUUACGCUAUCCACGAAGAGCCAGAAAAUUGUGUUCUCUCUAAUAUCUUUGCUCAGAUCUCGUCGAUGGUCGCCAAAAAUUAUCUGGCGCGUUAUGGAGCCGAAAUGCUCGACCAGCCAAAAUUCGUAUGCUUAGUCAAGUAUGAGUUCGCCCUAAAAUGUGCGAAGUGGUUUCAAUUUGAGCUACGAGAACAUCUGUAUGAUUUCACAUACGGAGCGUGUUCAAAUGUUUGACUUGAAAGUUUUUGUUGUAUUGUGUUAAAAAUUGUUUUUUGAUUUCUUCUGCUUUGCUUUUACUAUUGGUUUUCUAAUUUCAAAUUUGA
This is a messenger RNA of Symsagittifera roscoffensis, 1337 nucleotides long. Its product is annotated as origin recognition complex subunit 5-like. Bases 37 to 1248 code for a protein of 403 amino acids. Gene Ontology annotation, molecular function: ATP hydrolysis activity; DNA replication origin binding. Gene Ontology annotation, biological process: DNA replication; DNA replication initiation. NCBI's taxonomy places the organism in Eukaryota, Metazoa, Xenacoelomorpha, Acoela, Convolutidae. The transcript is spliced from 3 exons. Gene Ontology annotation, cellular component: nucleus; nuclear origin of replication recognition complex. The record is from RefSeq and is a predicted model, not a curated record.